UGGAGACUCUGUGGGGAGUUUCGGUUUCGUGCUCCUUUCCAUAGUGUCGAUAAAAAUCUCCACAUAAAAAAAUUCAUAAAUCGCGUUUUGUAUAUUAUCAAAUUGCGUAUCUAGAGUGGUUUAUAAUUGCGUAAACAAUUUAGUUAGAACACGAAAAAGUGAUUUAUAUUUACGUAGUGAGAUAAACUGUUAUAUUGAUCGGAAUCUAAAUUUGGAUUAAUCUUCCUUUCUUUUGGCUAAGAAAGGCCCGAACUAACUAAGGAUUUCACAUUGCAGUAUUUUGGUACCAUGUCAUCACCUCUUCAGCAUAUCCUAGAGGUCCACCGAAAAGGUACCCUCAUGAGAUGAGAAAUUCUAUGGUACCGCUAGCCCUGUAUAUGUUGUUGCUUUUGUAUUUACCAGCAUUGCCAUUAAACAAGGCCCAAAGGUUAGCCCCACCCAGAAGUUACCAUUCCGAAGAUGAAGACGAUGACCAUCCCAUUUUGUCGGACGACGAAAAAGACGAUUACGUCCAGACAAACCUCACUGAUGAAAGAGGGUUGCAUGUUGGAGCCCCUUGUGAGUUUACAUGCAGCUCCAGAUUGCAGCACGUCUACUGCAACCCAGUCACCAACACCUGCGAAUGCGAAAAGAAAUAUCCUGUUAAACUUCAUAAUCCUUAUUCGGGAUGUAGCAAACCUAAAAAAUUGGGAGAACAGUGUUACUACCACGAGGCCUGCGAAUAUAUGGAUCAACAUUCCUCAUGCAUUCAGAUCCACCAUAAUGCCAUCUGUCAGUGCCAAAAUGGCUACCAUUCCGUUGCUAUGCAAAAGCCGACGAAAAGGGUAUUCUGUGCCGAAGAUAUACAGGUAAUAACAAAAGACUUCUCCACGUUUGCUGGAGUUCUAUCAGGUAUCGCCAUCCUAUCAGGCCUUAUCUGCUUCGUACUGCAUCUAUUUAAUCAAAACCUAUAUGGAUCUGGACACCAUAGACAUAGAUUUGGCAACGCCAAUUUAGCCCCUCCUAUUUUAUUUUCCAGUGAUCCAGGAUCGCUGCCGUUACCUAUUUUGGCGCGAAGCGUCGCGACGCCAUCGCAGGCGUCCACGCGACGCACCGGUUCGUCGUCGACGCGGCGUGCCAGCAGCGUCGCGACGCUCCACCGUGUCGGCACCGGAACCUCGACGGUACCACAAUCACGGACAGGUGCGGCGCGAGAUGCCGCCAUCUUGCUCUUGUCGUACUGCGAUUACGUAGCGGCCGGCGAGUCCGGUUCGAUCGUUGAAUCCUCACUCGGGUCACGUCGACCAAGUAUAGCGUCCAUCCAUAGCGCAAGCUCUAUGCGCAGCUACAGCGCCCGGCGCUAUGAAAAAGAGAGGGCAGAAAAGGAGGAGAGGGAGAUGCAGCGCAGACUGUCUAAAAUGACUUCUGCGUCGGUCGGUAGGCUUACCCCCACUCCCAGCCCGCACUCGACUGACGAUCUGUUGCCUACCUUAGAGGAGGAUAAGCAGACCGAACCAACCACGAUGGGUGGCUAUGCCAAUACUUCCUAUGCUUUAUAAAGAAUCCUCCAUUAGCAACUAAAGAAGAUUCCACAACUAGUUUCCAAGAAGAAAACAACCUUCCUUCUACUUCCAAACAGUUUCCAUAGCGCUUUAACUGUAACUUAGAUUUUAUGUGUUAUUGAUAAUGGCUAUAAGAUAAUUUUUAUUACGAAGGUUUCUAUACUAUGCGCUGCAGGGUCAUUUUUUGUAUACUCCUUCAAUUUUUUAGCAACUUUAUGGGCUUUUAAUAAUACCCCUGAAAACAAAUGUUCUUAUGCCUCCAGGAUAUGGAGCUCUCAACUAUUUGUGCUUUUAUUCUAUGAAAAGUGUUUAUUUAUAUUAUUAGCGUAAUGCAAAUAUCUACUAGUGGACUAACCGCCCUACUUUAGCACUGUAAAUGUUUAUUUAAUAUUAUGAAGUUGCUAAAGAAAUUAAUACUAUUAAUAUUAAAUGAAAUUGUUAAUAAUUAAUCGGGUAUUUAAUAGGUUUACAAAAAUGAUAAAAAGACUAUAAUAUUGAUAAUUUUAUUAUUUUAUUAAGGGAAAAACUAAGGUAUCAAAAUUAUACAAAAAUUAACCGAUUUUUUUGCAUAACAGCGAGAGUUACAUAUAAUGUCCUUGUUUAUAAGAAAAUGCGUAUCGUAUCCAUUUAUGUUAUGCCUCAGGAGUUAAACACUUGUUUAUUGCAUGAUUAGUUUUAUACUUUUUUACCAUUUAGCGCUCUAUAAAAGCAGAGCAAGAAAAAGUGGCUAAAUAUUUAUACUGAUAAUUUUAUUAAAUUUAUAAACAAACUUAUCCUUUUGAAAUAUUCAAAACGAAUUUAGUUAUUUAAUAAAAAGUCUUUGUUGGUAUUUAAAAUAAGGAGUUAUAGAAUGUAUAUCUCAAAAACAAGGAAGUUCAUAAA
Molecule: messenger RNA, 2423 nt
Organism: Anthonomus grandis grandis
Lineage: Eukaryota; Metazoa; Arthropoda; Insecta; Coleoptera; Curculionidae
Exons: 9
Coding region: 345-1538 (397 amino acids)
Source: RefSeq, a predicted model, not a curated record